UGCGGCUCCAAGUUUUCAGUGCGUGAUCGGCGCUCCAACCUGCAACUUGUGCCCCCGGAAAAAGAGGCAGACAGACAGCGCGAUAGUACGAAAGUCGGCGAUUAUACAUACUCGUACAUAUGUCGGCAUAAUAGUAAUUCUCAAAAAAAAGCAGUAAAUAAUCAGCACGACCGAGUAGUGAUAAGAACAAGUUCCACAAUACCAGCCGAAAUUCUGCCAAUUGCGACUAUUUAAGACGAACUCUCUUAACCAUGCAGCCAGUUCUGGAAGUGAGCAUUUACACCCUGCUGAAGAUGGCGUUCAUUUGGCAGCUCAUCUCGGCGGCAAUCUACCUAGUGGGAUUGCUCUCCAUCGGCGUAUUUCUGUACGACAACCUCAAGUCCUUGGUCAGCAUAAUCAAGGCCAUCCUGGAACCCUACUUCCAGCCGCACUUACCAAAGACAUUGGUGGAAAAGUUCGGACAAUGGGCAGUGGUGACUGGCGCCACCGAUGGCAUUGGAAAGGAGUAUGCCAGGGAGCUGGCUCGACAGGGUAUCAACCUGGUGCUCAUCUCGCGGACGAAGGAGAAGCUUAUUGCGGUGAGCAAUGAGAUUGAGAGCCAGCACAAAGUGAAGACCAAGUGGAUUGCAGUGGAUUUCUGCAGGGGACGCGAGGUGUACGAUCAGAUCGAAAAGGAACUGGCGGGCAUUGACGUGGGCAUUUUGGUCAACAACGUGGGUAUGAUGUACGAGCAUCCGGAGAGCCUUGACCUUGUGUCAGAGGAUCUACUUUGGAACCUGCUCACCGUCAACAUGGGAUCGGUCACCAUGCUCACCCGCAAGAUCCUGCCCCAGAUGAUUGGUCGCCGAAAGGGAGCCAUUGUCAACCUGGGGUCCUCCUCCGAGCUCCAGCCACUGCCCAACAUGACCGUCUAUGCGGCGAGCAAGAAGUUUGUUACCUACUUUUCCAAGGCCCUCGAACUGGAGGUGGCGGAGCACAACAUCCACGUGCAGCUGGUGAUGCCCAACUUUGUGGUCACCAAAAUGAAUGCCUACGCCGAUCGCGUAAUGCAGGGUGGUCUGUUCUUCCCGAACGCAUAUACUUUUGCCCGGUCCGCCGUAUUUACACUGGGAAAAACGAGCGAGACCAACGGCUUCUGGACCCAUGGAAUUCAGUAUGCCUUUAUGAAACUGGCUCCCCUGCCGAUCCGCACAUUCUUGGGCCACCAACUCUUCAAGCGACUGAGAAUCGAGGCGCUCGAGCAAAAGCAAAAGAAACUGAAGCUUACUUAAGUUGUUAAGCUAGGUUAGGAGUCAUGUAAAUAUUUGGUUCUUAGUCAUAAGGCUUAAACUAUUAGCUAGAGGAAAAAACUUUUGUACAAAGCCAUGAAAAAAUUGAAAAUGUAAAACAAAAGAUAAAAGACACGUCCAAAAACCGGCUGGCAAACUCAAUUGCCAAAAUGCACUGCCGGAUUGCAUAAGCGCUGCAAUUUGGCCAAGGAGUGGAGGGGCUUGGGCUUCGAACGGUUUUAGCCGUGAAACCGGUUGGCCAGCGCGCGAAACUGCUGACCGACAAAAUUGCAAAGUGGCCUACUGCAGUCGGAAGCCGCCAGAAGACCAACGAUGACUGGGUAUCCGCUUCAUUGCCUGCACUUUCUGCUUGUUUUACCAUUUGUAUAAAAGGGUAUACUACAUAUGUUGAAAAGUAUGUUACAAGCAGAGGGAAUCUCGAGAGCUGUAAAAGCCUAAAAGUAGAUACUAGAUACAUGCAAUCUGUAAACACGUUUA
Drosophila erecta is the source of this 1766-nucleotide messenger RNA. RefSeq names its product hydroxysteroid dehydrogenase-like protein 1. Lineage: Eukaryota; Metazoa; Arthropoda; Insecta; Diptera; Drosophilidae. Gene Ontology annotation, molecular function: oxidoreductase activity. The record is from RefSeq and is a predicted model, not a curated record. Gene Ontology annotation, cellular component: endoplasmic reticulum. Bases 252 to 1271 code for a protein of 339 amino acids. The transcript has 5 exons.